Salmo salar (Atlantic salmon) is the source of this 4192-nucleotide messenger RNA. RefSeq names its product putative nuclear hormone receptor HR38. Gene Ontology annotation, biological process: regulation of transcription by RNA polymerase II; cellular response to corticotropin-releasing hormone stimulus. Gene Ontology annotation, molecular function: nuclear receptor activity; nuclear glucocorticoid receptor binding; RNA polymerase II cis-regulatory region sequence-specific DNA binding. Gene Ontology annotation, cellular component: nucleus; transcription regulator complex. The record is from RefSeq and is a predicted model, not a curated record. Lineage: Eukaryota; Metazoa; Chordata; Actinopteri; Salmoniformes; Salmonidae.
AACAACAUUUGGACUGCAGAGCAAAAAUAACUACUGGAGAUGUCGACCUACCGCUUGGAAUACGGACAUUGAUUUUAACAGAAAUGGCCUGCAUUCACCCCCCGCAUGUUCAGCCUUAUGAUAACAGCCUCUACAACUCAGAGUCUCUGAGCCUGGACCUUACCUGCAGGUUAGCCAUGGACGUAAGUAGCCAGACGGACCAGCUCUCUGCCGCCUCCCUGCCUAGCAUCAACUCCCUGGUGGGCACCUACACUGGCGAGUUUGAUGCCUACUCCUGUCAGAUCGCCACAGCUCCUACAACCUCUAGCACAGUCUCUGUCCAUGAAUCGCCCUUCAAGCUGGAUGACUUCCAGAUUUACGGCUGCUACCCUGGUAGCUUUGCCCUGAGCUACUUUGACGAAGCCCUGUCUUCUGGUGGCUCUGAAUGUUUCGUCAGCCCGGCGUCAGCCCAGUCUCCCUCUACCCCAGGCUUCCAGCCCCAGCCUGCAUCGGCUUGGGCCUCGGCCUCCGGCCCCUACUCUCCCAGCCCGGGCUGCUGGGUGGCUGAUAAGACUGCAUUAUCACAGACAUCCUCUUUCUUCACCUACGGCCCCGGCUCAGUAGAGGAUCUGUCUCCUCUGGACCAGCCCCAGCUGGCUGAGCAAGGCCACUUCUCUCUGAGUCAGGAGCAGCACCCCUCCCUGCUUUCUUUCUCCCCUCUAACCCUGGAGCCAGGCACCCUAGAUGACUCUGGCUUCAUGGAAGGUAGCAUGACGCUGAAACCGAACAGCCCUACUGGAAAUGAGGGUCGCUGUGCUGUCUGUGGGGACAACGCCUCCUGUCAGCACUAUGGGGUUCGUACCUGUGAGGGCUGCAAAGGUUUUUUCAAGCGUACUGUACAGAAAAAAGCCAAAUACGUGUGCCUUGCCAACAAGGACUGUCCAGUGGACAAGCGGCGACGGAAUCGCUGUCAAUUCUGUCGUUUUCAGAAGUGCCUGGCAGUAGGCAUGGUGAAAGAAGUUGUGCGAACAGAUAGCUUAAAAGGUCGAAGAGGUCGUCUGCCCUCCAAGCCAAAAGCAGCCCAGGACCUAUCUUCUGCUGGGUCUCCAGUUAAUAUCAUUGCCUCUCUUGUGAGGGCACACAUUGACUCAAACCCUAGUGUUGGGAAACUGGACUACUCUAAGUACCAGGAGACUGUGGCCAGUCUGUCAGAGAAAGCGGACGUUGGUGACGUCAAACAGUUCUACAACCUCCUCACGGCGUCCAUGGACGUGAUUAGCAAGUGGGCUGAGAGCAUCCCUGGGUUCACUGCCUUCUGCUCUGAGGACCAGGAGCUGCUACUGAAGUCAGCCUUCGUGGAACUGUUCAUCUUGCGACUAGCAUACAGGAUCAACCCUGAGACACACAAGCUGAUCUUCUGCAAUGGACUGGUGCUUCACCGGAUGCAAUGUGUACGGGGCUUUGGUGACUGGAUAGACUCCAUCAUGGACUUCUCCCAGAGCCUCCACCGCAUGAACCUGGACAUGUCGUCCUUCUCCUGCCUCACAACGCUGGUCAUAAUCACUGACCGCCACGGCCUGAAGGAGCCCAAGCGAGUGGAGGAGUUCCAGAACCAGCUCAUCACCUGUCUCAGAGAUCACGUCUCGAGCUGCGCCUCGGACUCCACUCGGCCCAACUACCUGUCCCGCCUCCUGGGAAAACUGCCCGAGCUACGGACUCUCUGCACCCAGGGCCUGCAGCGCAUCUUCUAUCUUAAGCUUGAGGACUUGGUACCACCACCCCCCAUAGUGGACAAAAUCUUCAUGGAAACUCUGCCUUUCUGAGAGCGAGAAAAGACUAUACAGUGUGCUAAAGAGACGAUAAAUGAUGAAGUGAUCUCCCUGUUGGAGUAGGGAGAAACAAAUGAAACUAGACUCUUAAAGACUGAAAUGAAAGUGCUGAAUAAUACUAUCGUAAAAGCUCUGAAGCUAUAUUGCACUUGAGGAAAAUAGGACUUCUUGUGCAUUAGCAAUGGCCAUAGUAUGGUGCUAAAAGGAUAAUUCCUUUUAUCAUUUCAAUAAUAGUUUGUUUUAGUGCAGUAUUUCAGAUGUAUGGCUUUGUGUGCACUAAUUAUUUAUACUGGAGUGAAAAACAGACAGGCCAUGGACCAAAAGCAAACUGCCAUAAGUUAAGUAAACAAAGUUAGAUUUUGAUGAACAUGCGUUAGUGCACUUUAAAAAUAGGCCUGUGAAAUGUAAUGACUGAUACUAAGGACUGCGUCAUCUUGCUUCGUAUGUACAUUAUGCCUUAGCUAGAUGGUAUUUUUGAGAUUCAGGUUCAAGAUUUUACUACUAUCAUGGUGUUAUAGCAUAGCCACAAUGACUCCACUGCAGCAUUGUGACUGAAACAUGUUACAAUCAUAAGGAAAUUUGAGAAGGGUACCUGAUACUGUUGAGAACUACCAAUUGCAGAUAGUGAUGAUUAUACUUUCAGUGAUAUUGUGUAAAUAUCACUGAAAUGUGGCAGCUAUGAGUGAGCAGCCAGAACAAAUAUUACAACUUAAUGUUUUUUGCAUUGAGUUUCACACAGUGUACAAAACAUUAGGAACACCUACCUAAUAUUGAGUUGUCCUCAGAACAUGAGAGGGAUGCAUGUUGACUCAAGUUGGCUGGAUGUCCUUUGGGUGGUGGACCAUUCUUGAUAUUCAUGGGAAACUGUUGUGUGAAAACCCAAGCAGAGUUUUUAUUUUUUUGAUCAUUUUAUUUCACAUUAUACAAUGCGCAGGAGCACGUUACAAAUAUUAACUGACAUGAGCACAAUCUUUUGUACAAACAUACAGAACUAUUUACAUACUGGUCAAGAGUACAUUUUGAGUACCCAAAAUGAAAUGUACCAAAAAAUAUUUAUGUUCUCAAAAAAUGUCACCCCCCUCUCUCUUACCAUGUAGGUCCACUGCUUGGUCAAGCGUUAUGAUAGUUUUACAUCCCAUGCCUCAACUGCGUUUGCCUGAGCUUUGUUUAUCACGGCCACUGAUUGCUCUAUACGAAGAAUAUCUUGAAAAUAUGAUAACCAUGUUUGAGGUGAGAGGAUUGCAGGGGUAAUCCAAGCACUAAUGAUAACCUUUUUUGCUGCUGUUAACCCUCCAUAAAUGAUUAUUUUCUGAACCAGUUGCAGUACAAAUGAAGAGUCAUCAUUCAACAAAAAUAAAGGUGGAUCUUUGUUCACAAGGAACCCCAUCAUUUUUGUGAGGAAAUCUGAAACAUGUGACCAGAACUGGGACACCACAGGACAUUCCCAAAACAUGUGCAUUAGUGUUCCUACAGCAUCUAUCACAGAUUACAGUAGGAAUCAGCUUCACCUUAAAAACGUCUAAAUGGGGUUGCAUGAUAAUGUGUAAGCUGGUGUGCUGGGUUUUUAGAGGUAACAAAUACAUUUCCCCAAAUGGUAUCCCAGUUCAGGUCGUGCCCCAACCCCUACAUUUCAGUUGCAGUUCUUGUCGCACUCAAACCGGUGGGCCUGGCACCUACUACCAUACCCAGUUUAAAAAGGCACUUCAAUCUUUUGUCUUGCCCAUUCACCAUCUGAAUGACACACAUACAAUCCAUGUCUCAAUUAUCUCAAGGCUUAAAAAUCCUUCUUUAACCUGUCUCCUCCCCUUCAUCUACACUGAUUGUUGACUGUUGAUUUAACAGGUGACAUCCAGAAGGGAUCAUAGCUUUCCCCUGAUCAGUCUGAUGGACAGAGUGUUCCUCAGUGUACAUCGCUUAUUGUGACUAUGAAUGUGUUUAAUUAGCAUGGGAUACUUAAAGCCACAAUAUGCAAGAUGGGCAUACCAUCUAGAAUGGGCCCAUCAACAAAUGAGAAAAUGCAUUCCAUGACAUUUCCAGAUGCAAAUAGCACUUGAAUUCUAUGAUUAUAUUGCUCAAGGAAUGAGAAACAUGAUUUAAAGCUAUUGUACAUAAUUUGUUUAGUUUCCUUUGAAGGAUUAUUUAUUUUUUUACAAAAUUGAGUAAUAGGUCCUUAGUUAUGAUAAAGUGAGUCAUAUGAUGUCAUUUGUCCAAAUCAAAAGGAUUACAGUUUCUCCUUAGUUGAAUUGCUGGAAAUCUUAUAGUCUGUCACAAGACAUAGAAAUGUUAACGCCACAAUCUAAUUUAGUUCCGGGCAUUGCAUUAUUUUUAUUUUUUUUACACAUACAGAGAUUUCUUCAUCUUCAAUACUGCAGCUCCAUAUAAAA